AUGGCCGAGAAGCAAGAGAAACAGCAACGCUCUGGCGAGAGCGGGAGCCCAUCCCCAUCAUCUGCUGACAGCGAUCGCAUUGUCAAUGAGAAACCUAAGAGUCAAGGGGGCUUCUGGGGGCUGUGUUCUAGACUUGGCGAUCUUCCCGAAUGGAAGGUGAAAGGCAAGCCUCUUGAGGGCCGGACGCUCAACUGGUCUAUUGGCUUUAUCGCAAGUUGCGGGUUUUUGAUGUUUGGCUACGAUCAGGGAGUUCUGAGCUCGCUCCUUACCCUCGACGAUUUCCAGAAGAGCAUCCCGUUGAUGACGCCACUUGAAAGGUCCAAUGAUUUAUGCUGGGUCGACAACCCUGAGAACACACAACGUGACUACAGCCAAUGCACCGGAGACCCCAACACGCAGGCCGCUGCCGUAGCAGUCUAUCAGAUUGGAUGUUUCCUGGGCGCCCUUCUCAUUCUCUUCUACGGAGAGACAUGGGGUCGCAAGUCAUCCACUUUUUGGGGUAGCUUGGUAAUGAUCCUUGGCACCAUCAUGCAAGCUGCCGCUCAUGAGUACGGUCUUUUUGUUGCAGGUCGCAUUGUUGGCGGAAUCGGCAACGGAGCAGUUACUUCAACUAUUCCAACUUGGCAGUCUGAAUGUGCGCGACCUCGCCAACGAGGUUUCCUCAUCACCCUCUCCGGAGCCCUUAUUUCUGGAGGUAUCAUGAUUGCUUACUGGGUCGAUUAUGGCUUCUACUUUCUCGAAGGCUCAAUCCGAUGGCGCUUCCCCAUCGCGUUCCAGUCUUUCUUUACCAUCAUCGUCAUGUACGGUUUGCUCUAUCUCCCUGAUUCACCGCGCUGGCUGGCGAUGAAGGGUCGCACUCACGAGGCGCGUGAGGUUACGGCACGUCUUCUCGGCAAACCCAUUGAUCAUGAGGACGUCAACGUAGAAGUCAAGGCUAUUCAGGAAGCCCUGGAUAAGCAGAGCGAGGGAGGUGGCUUCAAGUUCAAGGAGCUUCUCACCAACGGACCGUCCCAAAACCUCCGCCGUACGCUGCUCGGCAUUGCUGCUCAGUUCUUCCAGCAAAUCUGCGGUAUCAACCUCAUCACUUACUACGCCGGUUUUCUCUUUGAGAACUCUCUCGGAUUUGGGCCUGUGCUGUCGCGGCUUCUCGCAGCUGCAAACGGGACCGAGUAUUUCCUGGCAUCGCUCGUUGCAUUGCCUCUCAUUGAGAGGACUGGUAGACGAAAGCUCAUGCUCUUUGGCGCUUUUGGCAUGAUGGCGUCCAUGGCUAUCUUGGCUGGUACCGUUUCCACUGGCACUGUCGCAGAGAACGGAGCACCAAACCUUGAAACCCGUUACGGUGUGACGGCCACCGUCUUCCUCUUUGUCUUCAACUCUUUCUUCGCCAUUGGCUGGCUCGGCAUGACCUGGCUGUACCCUGCCGAAAUCACCAACCUCCGCAUUCGCAUCCAGGCCAACGCCCUGUCGACCUGCUCCAACUGGCUUUCCAACUUCCUGAUCGUCAUGAUCACCCCUCCAGCCUUUGCCAACUUGGGAUACCAGACAUAUGUCAUGUUUGCCGUUUUCAAUGCUGCCAUCAUUCCGUGCGUCUGGUUGUUUUUCCCAGAGCCGAAGGGCCGAAGUCUGGAGGAGUUGGACGUCAUUUUUGCCAGCGCGCACGCUGACGGCGUCAACCCGGUCAAGCGUGCGAAGGAAAUGCGGCACAUCGAGGGUUUCGAGCUUGAGGGCGAGCUUGACAAGUACUUCGGGUCCAGCCACGAUAUCAAACUAGAGGUAGAGGAUAACAACAUUCGGAUGGAAGAUAUUGAAGAACAGCCCCGAAGCUUUCUCGGAGCAAUCCUCUCCUCCAUCGCGAACGUCCCUUUGGUAAUUAUCAACUUCAUCCGAAACAACCCUCACUUCAUCCUCUUUCUGAUCUGCGUUACAUGUAACGUAUGGUACUUCUGGGACACGAUAAUCUACUACAGUGAAUUACUCGAGGAUAUUGAUCGCGAUACUUGGAUUGCCGCAUUUGUCUGGGUUUUCAUCACACGGUACUACCGUUUUGCAAUCGGCUUCUGGGGAAAUCACGUUUACAGGCCCUCGCCCAUGCAGCAGAGAGAGCUCUGGACAUCCAGGGAUGUCACGGUCAUCCUCCCCACGAUCGAUCCCGACAACCUCAAGUUCGCCGAGUGCAUCCUCUCAAUUCUGGAGAACAGGCCGGCCGCAAUCCUUGUCGUUACCGUCGGAGCCGCCAUGCGCCAGCGGUGUGACGACUUCCUCGAACACUUCCGUCAAGAGUAUCCAAUGACGCGAAUCGGCGUCAGCGCGAUCCCCCACCCCUCUAAGCGCCGACAAGUCGCUCAUGCCGUACCCAAGGUCGAAACCGAGUUCACGAUCCUCGCCGACGACCACGUCUUCUGGCCCAGUAAAGAGUUCGUCCCCAACGCUCUUGCGCCCUUUGAGUGCCCAACCGUGGGUGUGGUGGCUACCUACAAGUGCGUCCGACGUACAAGUCCCGGUAAGUUCUGGAGCAUCUCUUCUAUCAUAAACUUCAUCGGAUGCCUCUACCUCGAGCGCCACAACUAUGAUCUCAGGGCCUCCAACGCCGUAGACGGCGGCGUCUUUGUGGUGUCUGGUCGCACCGCCAUCUACCGCACCAGGUUUCUCAAAGCCGACGGCUUGAUGCAUCGGUUCUGCAACGAAAAGUUCUUCUUUGGUCUCUUCGGCGGUAAGGAAGGCCUCGGACCGGACGAUGACAACUUCCUCACCCGCGAAGCUUACAAGCACGACUGGGACAUCAAGUUCCAGCACACGAACGAAUGCGUCAUCUGGACCACGAUCGGCGACGAGUCGCUCAGCAAAUUCCGCGGUCAACUCGUCCGCUGGGCCAGGACCACGUUCCGGAGUAACCCGUGCAUGAUGCUGGAGAGCAACAGGGUUCUCAUCAAGCGCAUGCCGUGGUCAUUUUUCACCGUCUAUCUGACUGGCCUUAUCAACUUUGCACUGUUGUUGGAUGGCUUGCUGAUCUUUACCUUCUACAACGCGCUGGGCGCCGACGAAUUCCUAACUACCGAAAUGCGGAAUCUCCUCUGCUUUAUGCUCUUUACCAAGGUAUGGAAGAUCGUGCCCCAUUUUCUGCGGUAUCCUUCGGAUCUGCUGCUCCUGCCUUACCAGAUUCUCUUCGGGUACGUUCACUCUCUCAUCAAGUUCUGGGCUUUGAUUACAUUCUGGGACUGCGCAUGGCUGGGCCGUAACUUGGACGCGGUCGACGACGAGGCUGAACACUCAAGAAUGCCCCUUAACAUGGAUUUCAGUUGGGGAGAAGUACGUCCCAACAGCCAAAGUCAUGGAUACUAUUACUACUAG
Colletotrichum aenigma is the source of this 3348-nucleotide messenger RNA. Its product is annotated as Sugar transporter STL1. The transcript has 9 exons. Lineage: Eukaryota; Fungi; Ascomycota; Sordariomycetes; Glomerellales; Glomerellaceae. Gene Ontology annotation, biological process: carbohydrate transport; transmembrane transport. Gene Ontology annotation, cellular component: membrane. Gene Ontology annotation, molecular function: carbohydrate:proton symporter activity. Bases 1 to 3348 code for a protein of 1115 amino acids. The record is from RefSeq and is a predicted model, not a curated record.